AUGUAUCCAAAUAAGAAUUAUGAAAACGAUAUAAAAUAUACCAUACAACUAAACCGCUUUAUUUUCCGUCUGUUGGGUAUCUGGCCGGAAUCAGAGCCUUCGUUCUUCGAAAAUCUCAAGAGGAUUUUGCUGAUACUGGGUUGUUAUUUCCUUCUCGCCUCCGAACUGAUCCCGACGAUUUUACACAUAAUACUCGUAGAGAAACGAGCCCGCGUCAGAUUGAAGCUCAUAUCGUCCGUAAUGUUCACGGUACUGGCGGUCCUUAAAUAUAGCAGCCUAGUGCUCAGCAAGAAUCAAGUGGGCGACUGUUUGACGCGAGUGAAAGAUGAUUGGCGAAACGUCGUAAGCGCGAACGCUCGUAAUUCCAUGAUCGAAAAGGCCAGGACUGCGAGACGUUUGCUCAUUCUGUGUGGCAUAUUUAUGUACAUCUCCGGCUUGUAUUUUCGUACGAUCGUGCCGCUGAGCAAGGGAAAGUCUGUCACCGAUCAGAACAUCACUAUCAGGCAUUUGCCGUGUCCGAGCUAUUUUGUUUUCUUCAAUGGACAGAUCAGUCCCGGGUAUGAGAUCAUGUUCUUCAUACAAUUUUUCUCCGGAUUCAUUAAGUAUACCAUCACAGUGGCGAUCUGCAGCCUCGCCGCACUCUUCGCUAUGCAUAUAUGUGCACAGCUGGAAAUACUGAUGAUGCUAAUAGAUAACUUGAUAGACGAGACAGAAGAAAAAAAUUUGAAUGGAAGGUUGGCCGUGACCGUGGAACAUCAAAUUAAAAUGCGGAAUUUUAUCCGAUUGGUGCAGAACACUUUGGAACAUACGAGCUUAUUAGAAGUAAUGGGAUGUACGAUAAUUGUAUGUCUCCUAGGACAUGAUAUCAUCACGGAGUGGGAAGAUCAAAAUGUUAUAUCAAUGUGCUCGUACCUUAUUCUACUCACGUCAAUUGGAUUCAACAUUUUUAUAUUUUGCUAUAUCGGUGAACAACUUUCGUUAGAGGGAGAGAAAUUAGCAUUAAUAGUGUGUACAUUUGCUUGGUACCGUCUUCCGAAUGAAAAAGCAAGAGCAUUAAUAUUAGUCAUAGCCAUGUCGAUUGUUCCGAUGAAGCUUAGAGCCGGGAAAUUCUUCGAUCUUUCCAUCAGAACUUUCGGUGAUGUUGUUAAAACGGCUGUAACGUAUCUUAAUAUUAUUCGAAAAAUGAUGGAAUAG
Molecule: messenger RNA, 1194 nt
Organism: Pogonomyrmex barbatus (red harvester ant)
Lineage: Eukaryota; Metazoa; Arthropoda; Insecta; Hymenoptera; Formicidae
Product: odorant receptor 4-like
Biological process (GO): sensory perception of smell; detection of chemical stimulus involved in sensory perception of smell
Cellular component (GO): plasma membrane
Molecular function (GO): olfactory receptor activity; odorant binding
Source: RefSeq, a predicted model, not a curated record